CGCGCUGCGCAGAACAAGUGCGCGCCAAGCCAAGAUAGACCGCGCGCAAACGUAACUUUUGCCGUGCACGAAUCGAAACUCGAAAAACAAAUAAAAAUACUGAAAAAAAUUAGUGGUGUUGUAAAAUAAUGAAAUAAAAGACGUGUGUUUUGUUAGUGAUAUUUGUGUGUGUUUGCAAUUUACUGAAGGAUUAUUGAACGCAGUAGACCAAUCAGGGCAAGAUGGCGACGAAAUCGUACAGUAAACAUAAGGAGUACAAAGAGUACUCCAGCAGCGGUAACAUUCCCUACACCGACGAACAGUUUGACAUGCUGAAGUCGGACCUGAUCCCAAAAGGCAGCAAGCUGGACUCCUUCGGAAAUGGCGGAGGCGCUCGCGAGUACCACUACGAGUAUAAGGAGGAGAAGCAUCCCUCUGGCAAGUACGACAGGAAGGAUCUUCACACUGUCGAGCAAUACACAAUCCCGCCGAAAACGGUGCCCAAGGCGUCGGAAAGCAGCUCGUACUACUAUGAGAGGGAAGAACGCGAGCUACCUGCCAUCACCACCGGCACCCGCACCUACAACUAUGAGAACAGCGCCAGCUCCACUCCUGGUUAUUCCAAGGUGAAGAGCUCGAAGGUGACAAAGGAGCUGUCUCAGAACGUGGAUGAGCUGGACUCGCUGCUGGAUGAUCUGCAGAAGGACCAGGAAAGGCAGCUUUAUAAGAGUGGAUACACCUCAGACACCGCUGAAAGCACGUCUUUUGACUACAAACGCGGAACCCCCGCUAAAGCCCCAUCAAGUGGGUACUCUACCCUCAAACGCGAGGAGCGCCUGGAGAGCUCCUCGUGGGCGCCCAGCCCUCCGCCCGUGGCCAGGACCGCUGAGUUACGCCAGGAGGUCUACAGAGAGGAGAAGACAGAGUCCCGCGUGGUGCCGUCGCAGGUGUCGCCGGCGCUGCCGCUGGCCGUGCCGCAGCCCGUCUGCUCGCAUUGCCAUCACUCCACCGGCACCCUGUCCCGGUCCAGUACCCCCAUGAACAAGGUGACCACAACGGUCAAAACCUACACGUACGAGGUGCCGUGCGACCAGGACCCGGCGUCCGUGCCGCUGCCGCCGGUGGCUGACCACCAGCACACUUACGUGUCUUCAGCUGAUCAGCAGCGCUAUGUUACCUCCAGCACGAGCACGCUGAAGCCGGCCCCGUCGCCGGCGCCGGGCGGCUGCCAGUACUGCUCGCACUGCAACCGGCACGUGCGGGAGUUCCGCCAGGUCACCAGCAACGAUGAGCACACGAGCGAGCGCAUGGUGUACCCGGCGCCGGCCAACGAGACCACCGUGCUGCCCUCAGGCCCUUCCGAGCCGCGCAAUGGACACGGCCCCUACGGUCCAUCCUCCUACAAGUACUCGGAGACGUCGUACUCGUCUCACAACACGACGCAGCGCUUCCCCGCUUCCCCGCCACUCCCCGCUACGACCCACCUAAGCCCCGCGCCCUCGCCCGCGCCCUUCCCGCGCCCCGCGACCCCCUCGGCUGGCACACAGCAGCCGCCUAAGAAGCUGGAUGAUCUGCUGGCUGAUUUCCCGGAGGCUCGUUUCCCGACCCAGCCAGACGGCAUCACCCGACGUAAGGUCGAGGUCACCCACGAGAGGUCCACCGCCCGGGACGUUGGCGCGCCCGGGGCCAAACCGGCGCCCCCUGUCGGGUCCAGCCGCAACGUGACCGGCCCGGCGGUGUACUACCCGCCCGGACACACGCCGUUUGCGAAGAAGGACACGCCUGUGUCGGCUGGCUAUCAGAGCAGCGCGAUGCAAGGCGGCGGCGCGUACGCAUCAGGACGCGGCAUGUACGAAUAUGAAUCCGGGGCUCGCAGCAAGGAAAAGCACUCUGAAACCAAGACAGCCGUGCCAGUCUGCCUGCCUCUCUGCUGUGCUAUGCCCUGCGUUAUUAUGUAAAACCCACGCUAAAACACCUUGUUUUACGUCAAAUAAGACACGCUACCGCGGUCUAAUGGACAGACAGCGCCAUCUGUUGGCGACAUAGUUGUAAUUUUUAGUUAUUUAUAUUCUGUGGAUCAGUUUUUACAAGUUUUGUAUAAAUAUACGGUGACAAUCGACGUCAUGCUAGAAUUGUAUUGAAAUCUAAUGACCUAUAAAAAAUCAUUGAUAUUAUUAGAUCUUUUACCUAUUUGAUAUUAAAAUUGUUUACACCCUGUGUUUCGAGCUCAGACUUUCGAAUAUUAUGUUGGAAUAAGGGUCUUUUCAAUGACUAAUUAUUAUUGAAAUUACGGUUUUAACGUUUAUUUAAAGUGACAGGUUUACAGACUGUAUGCAACGAGAUCAAAUUGUCGAGUGUUAGAAACGUUCGAUUUAAGUUGACAGGAGGGCGGAGCGGAGCGAAGUUAUAGUUCCAAAAUACUGGACUGUCCUGUCGAUGACAUUGACAGUGGGGCGCCACCGUCAAUACCGGAUCGCUGGUUCAGAUUUUUGCCAUGUUGGAAACCAUAUAGUUGAACGAUGGUAGCGCCCCCCUGUCAUUGAGUUUGGUGGGACAGUUCAGCGUGGGUCAUCUAUAGCUGCGAUCUUCACUCUGGUUCAGCGCCUUUGACGUCAUGAGUUGUUUUCUUGCGCCCAUAGAUGGCGCUAACACCCUGUAUACAAAUAUUCCCAAAAGGUGCCAUAUUGCAGAUAAGUCUCAUGACUUCUAUAAGAAAAGUUAUAUGAGAACUUGCAGAACCAAGGGUGUUAGUAAAGUUCAAAAUUAGUUUUCACCCCUUAUGCUAAAUUAUAUUUUUGAAACCCUUCCAGUCCCAUGGUGCCUUGUCUUAGAAGAUAAAUAAACCAAACCUGUAUUUAUUACUUUUCUUUUACCAAAAUAAGUUUUUUUACUUUAGAUCCUAAUGUAUAAUUUGUAUAAUUGGUUAAUUUUGGAUAUUCAAAAUAGUAUAACAUUAUAUUGUGAAGCUUAACUGUGUAUAAUCUCUAACGAAUCUCAACGAAUGUUGUACCUUUUUGAUUUGUUUUGAGUAUAUGUUACGGUCAAACUGAUAAAUGUGAAAAUUAUGAAUAAUCGCCGGUUAUUAUGAAUAAUUACCGCAUGAUUUGGUAAAUGUGAUUAAUAUGAGAUCAUUUAUGUGUGUAUAAAACUAAAUAGGCGGCUUAGUGGUGGCCCAAGGGCCACCCCCGCCGCACCUUAACCUAUUUUUCACUUUAAAUCAAAACAAUUUGUUAUAGGCAUUAUGGCAAAGUAUAAAUGUUACGCAAGAAACAGUCCAAACUCAUUAUGCCAAAUUAUAUUAAUAUAUGAUAUCAAAACGUUCAAAAUGUGAGACUGUACAUGAGCGCUGUACACGAGUCGGUGUUCUCUUUUAUGAUAUUUGUUAGUAUUAAGGUUACAUUAAGAAAUAAUCAUUGAUAAAUGUGAUUAAUUUAUCACUUUUACCAAGCCUGUCGGUAAUUAUUCAUAAUAACCGGCGAUUAUUCAUAAUUUUCACAUUUAUCACUUUGACCGUAACAUAUACAUAUAUUUUUAAAUCCGACAAAUAAACUAACAAAGUGCCAUUAAUGAUAUUAUAAGUGAGCGGGACAUUGCCUUGUGUAUAAAGUAAUUUUAUUAUUAUUAAUAAAAAUAUUAACUGAA
Molecule: messenger RNA, 3621 nt
Organism: Ostrinia nubilalis (European corn borer)
Lineage: Eukaryota; Metazoa; Arthropoda; Insecta; Lepidoptera; Crambidae
Exons: 14
Coding region: 222-1937 (571 amino acids)
Source: RefSeq, a predicted model, not a curated record